AUGUUUCCUCUAGAAACAAACCACAGAGCAUCAUGCAAAAAAGUGAUGGACGAAGUCAAAUCGGCAGAGCCAUGGUUCGGUAUCGAGCAAGAGUACACGCUGUUCGGCACAGACCGCAGACCACUCGGUUGGCCUACGGAUGGUGUUCUGCCCCCACAAGGACCAUACUACUGCGGAGUGGGACCGAACAAAGUGUUCGGACGUGACAUCCUGGAAUCGCACUACAGAGCCUGCCUGUACGCAGGGCUGAAGAUUGGCGGCACGAAUGUGGAGGUCAUGCCUUCUCAAUUUGAGUUCCAGGUAAUCGGACCAUGCACCGGCGUGGAUGCGGGCGACCAGCUGUGGAUAGCAAGGUUUCUACUGUACAGGAUCGCCGAGGACUACGGAGUGAACGUUUCUCUCGAUCCCAAACCGCUGCCCGAUUGGAACGGAGCAGGUGCUCACAUCAACUUCAGCACCAUACACAUGAGGCAGGAUGGUGGCAUCAAAUACAUUAUGGAAGCUGUGGAAAAAUUGAGCAAAACCCACGAAGAGCACAUGAAGUGGUAUGAUCCACGUGGGGGGGAGGACAACAAGAGGAGGUUGACUGGUUUACAUGAGACGAGCGACAUAUCGACAUUCUCGUAUGGUGUGGCCGAUAGAGGAGCUAGUAUAAGGAUCAACAGACAGGUAUACGAUGAAAAGAAAGGUUUCCUAGAAGAUCGCCGGCCAGCAGCCAACGCAGACCCGUAUAUGGUCUCAGAAAUCCUCUGCCGCACCAUCGUCCUCAACUCAUAGAGAGUGGCCGUACUAAAUUGUGUAGUUAACUUUGCGUGUGCUCCGUUCGUGUAAUGUUACUCAAGUUGAUAACAUUUGUGUUCUUCAUUGCGUGGAUUUGUUACUUUAGAUGUGACGUCAUUGUGACUUCACUCGAGACCUGAUUAUGACGUCAGUUGUGGUUGUAAAUUGUAUAUUGUUUUGACGCAUGCUCUAGUUGAAUGUUCAUUUACUAAUUUUGGUGUUUUUUUUCUGAAAAUUUGACUCUCCAAAUAUUUCAAAGCAAUGAUAUUUUGGCGUCUAUCAAAAUUUAAUUAUCAUUCAACAAUUUCGGUUAAUUAAUUAAUUAAUUAAUUAUAAUAAUGUAUUAUUUUACUAAAUUCUUUAUUAACUCAUCUAA
This is a messenger RNA of Helobdella robusta, 1156 nucleotides long. RefSeq lists its product as hypothetical. The coding region runs from base 1 to 777 and encodes 258 amino acids. NCBI's taxonomy places the organism in Eukaryota, Metazoa, Annelida, Clitellata, Rhynchobdellida, Glossiphoniidae. The record is from RefSeq and is a predicted model, not a curated record. Gene Ontology annotation, cellular component: cytoplasm. Gene Ontology annotation, molecular function: glutamine synthetase activity. The transcript is spliced from 7 exons.